AUGGUCGACCUAUCCAUCGAUGAGGCGAACAAGAUUCGCCUGUCUAUGGGCCUUCCUGCCCUCCCAGGUGGAAGUGCUUCCGCAGCGCCCGCAGCGCCCUCCGGUCUCGAUUUCAAGCCUGCCAAAGAUGACGACGACUCGGACGGAGAGCCUGCAAGCACCAUCGAUACGCGUCAGGCCGCUGCUUCUGAUAACUGGAAGAAACUCGAGGAAGAAAGAUUGGCCAAGAUCAGGCGCGAGGAGCGUGCCGCCGCAAUUAAGAAAGAACGCGAGAGGGCAUCGCGCUUUACCAAACUCGAAGGCAAGGGACUGGCGGAUGAAGCGGACGUUGACGAUGACUUGGCUUGGUUGAAAAGUAGCAAGAAGCGCCAGAAGAAGAUCGCCAAGGAAGAACAAAUGCGCAAGGAGCUGGAAGAGCGCGAGCGCCAGGCGCUUGAGGCUAUGCAGUACACCGAUAAAGACCUUGCGGGCGUCAAAGUUGGACACGAGCUAGACGAGUUCGACGACGAGGACCAGAUUUUGGUGCUCAAGGACACUGCAGUCGAUGCCGAAGACGAAGAUGAGCUCGAGGCGGUUGCGCUGAGGGAGAAGGAGCGGCUGCAAGAGCGACUCGAUUCCAAGAAGCGAAAGCGCGUUUAUGACCCCAACGACAUGGACGAGUCGGGUCAAAAGUCGAUUUUGGCACAAUACGAUGAGGAAAUUGACGGCAAGAAGAGCAAGGCUUUCACACUAGAUGGCAAGGGCCGGACUGUCGAGGCUAUCCAGGCUGAGGCUGAAGGUGCUGCAAAGCCAAAGAAGGUUGCCAUCAGUCUUGACAUACUCAAAGAAGAUGCGCCUGCAAAUGAUUACAUGGAUGUUUCGGAGGUCAAAAUGAAGAAACCCAAGAAAAAGAAGAGCAAGAAGUCCAAGCGGGAGCGUGUCGAAGAUGAGGACGAAAUGCUCGCCAUGCCUACGGAGCCUGCAGCUGACGACAUGGAAGUUGAUGGCGGAGAAGCCGCUGCACCACAACAGAAGAAGAAGGUUUUCGACGAAUCCUUCAUAGACGAUGAUGAUCUUCAGGCAAACCUUGCGGCCCAGCGUCAAAAAGCCCUCAAAAAGCGCAAGAAGAUGCGACCAGAAGAUUUGGCACGACAACUGCGCGAAGAAGCUACCACCCCCCAACCUGACAUCCUUGAAUCUACCGAAGAUGGAGAUGUCGGGUUAGUCAUUGACGAGACGACUGAGUUUGUUUCGAAUUUGGGUGCGGCUGGUGAUGAAGAAGAAGAGGCACGCCGGAAACGUAGAAAGUCAAGCCACAUCUCUGAAGGCACCAAGUCAAUGGGCGACAUUCCAGUUGCUGACGAAGAUGGCGAUGUAGAAAUGGGCCAAUCAUACGCUGAAGCAGCAGAAGCAGAAGACGCAAGGAAUCGCAGCGUCUCGCGUGCUCUUUCCACCGAAAUUACCGAAACAGGUCUCGAGGCUGAGAAGACUGUUGAUCAAGGUCUAGGCGCCACGCUUGCCCUGCUCAAGCAACGAGGACUGGUCGCCGAAUCUGACGCUGGUGAGAAGAAUGCCUUGUACCGUGAACGCCAGAAGUUCAUGGCCGACAAGGCUAAGGCCGAGGCGGAAGCUGAACGUCAACGCAAGAUUGUUCGUGAGCGCGAGCGAAAUUCUGCCCGUUGGAAUAACAUGACGCCUCGCGAGCGCGAAGAAUGGGCCCGCAAGAACAACACCAGCGCAGACAUGGUCGAAAGCCGUCGUCUCGCCGAGCUCUUUAACAAGGAGUACACGCCAAACAUCGAGCUCAAGUAUGUCGAUGAGCAUGGUCGUCAAAUGAACCAGAAAGAGGCGUUCAAGCAGCUCAGUCACCAAUUCCACGGCAAGGGCAGCGGUAACACCAAGACGAAGAAGCAUCUUGAGAAAAUUGCGGCUGAGAAGAAGAAGAUGGCCGAGAGUUCGCUCGAUUCCAGUCGAAGCGGAGGCGGUGGUUUGGGCAACGCGUUUGACGACCAAGCCAAGAAGAAGGGUACGGCUGGUGUCCGCUUGCAAUAA
Molecule: messenger RNA, 2031 nt
Organism: Bipolaris zeicola 26-R-13
Lineage: Eukaryota; Fungi; Ascomycota; Dothideomycetes; Pleosporales; Pleosporaceae
Exons: 1
Coding region: 1-2031 (676 amino acids)
Biological process (GO): maturation of 5S rRNA; mRNA cis splicing, via spliceosome
Cellular component (GO): U4/U6 x U5 tri-snRNP complex
Source: RefSeq, a predicted model, not a curated record